Molecule: messenger RNA, 2964 nt
Organism: Labeo rohita (rohu)
Lineage: Eukaryota; Metazoa; Chordata; Actinopteri; Cypriniformes; Cyprinidae
Gene: mapk11
Product: mitogen-activated protein kinase 11
Exons: 12
Coding region: 148-1233 (361 amino acids)
Biological process (GO): protein phosphorylation; intracellular signal transduction
Cellular component (GO): cytoplasm; nucleus
Molecular function (GO): ATP binding; MAP kinase activity
Source: RefSeq, a predicted model, not a curated record
ACACAUCACAGGCGGUUCCUCCCAUUUCUGGCAAGUAGACGGACUAAAGCCGGCUGCCUCCACACAUAAGCAUAUCUCUCCGGCGGAUGCGUUAAUGUUUUACUGACAGUUUAGUAAUAAAGAGCGUCUUUUUAAACGGGAGAGGAGAUGUCGACAAGACCGGGAUUCUACCGGCAAGAACUAAACAAGACUGUCUGGGAGGUGCCAGAACGAUACCAGAAUCUCACACCGGUUGGAUCGGGCGCAUAUGGCUCAGUAUGCUCAGCAUAUGAUGUGCGCCUUCGUCAGAAAGUGGCCGUCAAGAAGCUCUCCAGGCCUUUCCAGUCCCUCAUCCACAGCAGAAGAACGUACAGAGAACUGAGACUCCUCAAACACAUGAAACACGAGAAUGUUAUCGGACUGCUGGAUGUUUUCACUCCAGCAGCUUCUCUUGAAGAAUUCAAUGAGGUCUACCUUGUGACCAACCUGAUGGGAGCAGAUCUUAACAACAUUGUCAAAUUCCAGAGACUUUCAGAUGAACACGUACAAUUCCUCAUUUAUCAGCUUCUCCGGGGCCUUAAGUACAUCCAUUCAGCUGGGCUGAUACACAGAGACUUAAAGCCAAGCAAUGUAGCGGUGAAUGAAGAUUGUGAACUCAGGAUCCUGGAUUUUGGAUUAGCCAGGCAGACAGAUGAUGAGAUGACGGGUUACGUAGCGACCCGCUGGUACCGAGCACCUGAGAUCAUGCUCAACUGGAUGCAUUACAACCAGACAGUGGAUAUUUGGUCUGUUGGAUGCAUCAUGGGUGAACUUCUAAAGGGGAAGGUUUUGUUUCCUGGCAACGAUUAUAUAGAUCAGCUCAAGAGAAUCAUGGAGGUUGUAGGCACUCCCACGCCUGACGUUUUGAAGAAGAUAUCUUCCGAACAUGCUCAGAAGUACAUCCAAUCUCUUCCACACAUGCCUCAGCAGGACCUGGCGAAAAUAUUCAGAGGAGCAAAUCCACUGGCGGUUGAUCUAUUAAAAAAAAUGCUGGUAUUAGACUGCGACGGGAGGAUUUCAGCCAGUGAAGCUCUGUGCCAUCCGUACUUUUCCCAAUACCACGAUCCUGAUGAUGAACCAGAGGCACCUCCGUAUGACCAGACCCCUGAGAGCAAGGAUCGCACACUGGAGGAGUGGAAGGAGCUUGUGUUUGAGGAAGUAAGCAAUUUUAAAGAUCCUCCCAACAAACCUGAAAGUCUUCAGGUUGAACAAUAAAACUGGGCGUAACUACAAUCCAGGAAGAUGCCGACCCUCUCCACCGUCUGUCUUUCAAACAAAGUACAGGACUGACGGACAUACUUGAUGAACAGCUUGCAGUCUAACCAGAGACAAUGACUGUGUAUUUCCACGGCAUGACGCCCUUCCUGUAUGUGGGGGUGUGUUCACACACACUUAAUUAAGAGCAAAACACGACUGGUAUUGUUUGAACAUAGACACGAUGUAUUAAUAUUACAAGGUGCAUGUUGUGUGUGUAUGUGUGGAGAGUUGUGUGUUUUGAGUGUGUUUUAUAUUUGAUGUGAGGCAGGUGUCUAUAGGUGAAGCAGGGUAUGGUGUCUUUCAUAAGAGACCAAAACAAACUGAGCAGGAGGAGGAGUAAAAUAUGUUUACAAUGUUGGACAGAGUGGGAUGUGUGUCUUAAAAAGUUCAUAUAUGCAUCAAUGUACAAACAUCUCUGCAUAAAACAGAAUCAGUUACAUAAUCUGUCUUUACUCGUUUUGCAUCCGCAAGGCUAUCUGAAUAUAACAUACCUCAAAUGCAUCAUGUGUGUUUGCAUGGAAUCACUCCUCAGGUGAAAACAAAGUGAUCAUUAGUUGUUUAGUUACAGAAAAAAACAGACGGUGGUAGUACUAAUCCCAGCCACAAAUACUUUAAUGUCUUUUCUUAACAAAAGGUUGAAAUAAAGGUUAACUGUUAGUUUACACUGCACUACAACAGUGCUUGUUAAUUCAGUGCUGGACAAACAGUUAUUCUUUUCUCAGGUUAUUUAAAGAACAAGUAAGUGGUAUGAUGUCAUUUAUUGUAAUACAUAAGUUUCCACAUCCAUUUCUAUAGUUCAAGUCAGUUGUGAGUUGAUAAUAUCCACCUAUCACAAACCCUGUCAAGAAGAUGUCUGGGUCAUAAUUCACCCUAAAAUAAAUAAUAAUAAUAAUAAUUAAAAAAACAACAAUAAUAAAAUCAAUUGUAUCUUGCAUAAAUAAUAUAAAACUUUUAGGAUCAUUUUGAUUGUUUGCAUCCUGACAUUAUUUUCAUUACAAUUCAGCAAAUUUCUAUCAAUUUCCAUUAUGAAAAAAUGCAAACAAACAAAUAAAUGAAUAAGUGGGCGAGUAAGUGAGUAUUUAUAUUUUGCCAACUGCCUUUAAUUAAUACAAAUGUAAAAUAUAUAUACUAUUUUAGGAAUAUAAGAAAAUAAGAAUUUAUGAAAAUAAUGUCUUUGUCAAAGAAAAUAAUCUUGAAAUGACCCAAUCCUGAUUUUCUUUAUGUAAAAUAUAAUUCCCUUUUUGAUGUUGUUGUUGUUGUUGUUGUUGAGAAAGCAAUUUCAAUUUAGUCUGAAUGUUUCUUCUGUCUAGUGAAAUGAAUUACACAAUAUUUAAAGUGUAUUAGAGGAACAGCAGCAGAUGUUUACAAAAUGUUUUUUUUUUUUUUUUCAAAAAAGGAAGUUGCAUUUCCGGAAAUGUAACUAAGGUUAGUGUCACAAUAAUUUCUCAAUAUGUGUUUUGGAAGAUCCUGAAUGACUUUACAGAGUCUUUGAUGUCAUGAAACUAGUUAGCAACCCCUUAAGUUGAAUGGGGAAAAUAGGUGUGGUUUCUCACAUUUACAGUUUAUGUAAAUGAGCAUUAUCAACAACUGCCCUGCUUUCAGUACAGUACAGUGUUAAAAAUAUACUAACCACUUGUUACAAACCAAGUGUCACUUCUUUAAUUUUGUUCAAAGUGCCUUAGCACUUUG